Messenger RNA from Paramuricea clavata, 442 nucleotides. NCBI's taxonomy places the organism in Eukaryota, Metazoa, Cnidaria, Anthozoa, Malacalcyonacea, Plexauridae. The record is from the annotation of a GenBank genome assembly.
AUGUACAAGACCCCCAGACUGAAAAGGGAUGAUAUUGGAGUUUCUGUGUUUCCUUCGUUGGACAUACAUCAAAUUUUGGCCAGUCCAGAACGUGAGCACACGAAACGCAUCAAGCGAAGAGAGGUAAGCUGUUAUAUACACUCAGCGGUUUUGUUAUUAUUCAUGCAUGCAUAAAACUUUGAAUAAUUUAAGUUAUAUGCGCACAAUUUGAAUAUAUUAUAUUGGCCAGUGCCUUGUAAUGGCUUAAUAAGAUAUUUUCUAGCAUAUAAAAAUGUUUUGAAUUCGACAUGUAUCUUAUAAGACUAUAUAAACCACGUUUUGAUAUAGGUUAUCAGUGAACCAUUGAUUAUAGAAGGACACAAAGAGGCGUCUACAACUUCGUUGGAUAUUUCUGGCUUUGAAACUGAUCAGCCAGACAAAAGUGAAUUACCUGCAACCACAG